AUGGCGCUGAACGCCGACAUGGUCCGGCAGAAGGAAGCGCUGCGGCUGGCGGAGCGCAACAGCAUGAACAAGAGCAAUGCCUUCGCCAGCUCCAGCCACGACAUCCGGUCCGCGCUGUCCGCCAUCGCCGGCCUCGUGGACAUGUUCCGUUCGGAGUCGCAGUCGCUCCCCGGCAUCAUGGAGAACCUCGAUCAGAUGGGCGUCAACACCAACAAGCUGUUCGGAAAGUCGGGGAAGAUGCAGCUGGAGGAAGCUGAGUUCAGCAUGGCAGAUGUCCUCCAGGAGUCGGUGGACAUGGCAAACGUGGACGGCGUCCGGCGGGGGGUUGAGGUGGUCUGGGACCCCUACGACUUCUCGGUCCAGAGAUGUGCGGCCGUCCUCGGUGACAGCAAACGCCUCAAGCAGAUCCUGGACAACCUGCUCGGCAACGCCCUCAAGUUCACCGACGAAGGCCACGUCGUCCUCCGGGGCUGGGCAACCCGGCAGAUCGCCGGGAGCAGCGUCAAUGCUCCAUCAAGGUUUGCGCACCCAUGGCACAGUGGCGGCGGUUCCUUGGGAUGUUUGUUCGGAGCAAGUGAGGAUCCUGGUGACCAGGAUCAUGUGCAGAAUGACCCCAAUUUGGUUGAGUUUUACUUUGAAGUGGUUGACACCGGCAUUGGGAUCCCCAAGGAGAAGAGGAUGUCUGUGUUUGAAAACUAUGUUCAGGUGAACAAUGGCCAUGGUGGCACAGGCUUGGGGCUCGGAAUCGUGCAAUCCUUUGUACGUCUGAUGGGAGGAGAGAUUAGCAUCAAGGACAAAGGGCCCGGGGAAAGGGGAACAUGCUUCGCGUUCAAUGUGCUCCUGAAGAUAAGCGAGUUGAGGAACAACACUGGUCCCAGGAGAGCCAUCCCUGGGCGGAUUCCUUCUGGUAUCCUUAUUGUCAUCGACGUGUCCGGUGGUGGACUGGAAGAAAUUUGCCAGGAGAUGGCCAAACUUGCCAGGAUCGAGCAUCAGGCCCCAAGCAAAGUUGUUCUGCUGGAGGAUAUCAAGACCCCUUCCAAUGAUCUGAGGAGGCUCAAGGAGCUGGGUUGCAAUCUUGUUCUGCGAAAGCCAGUGCAUGGGUCUCGCCUGUUCACUCUCCUUAUGACCCUGAGAGACCUCCAAGUUUCAGAUGCACAACAAGCGCAGUCUUCUCAAGUUGGUCCUGAGAUUGCUGGGAACAACAGCCAGCAGCAAGAUUUGCCAGAUGUUGUUGUUCCUUGUGUGCAGGAAGCUGCUGCAUCGACUGAAGCUUCAUGCUUGGCUCAGAAGCAGAAGCCUGAAGAUGAUGAUAAGCCGCUAGCCGGGAUGCAAAUCUUGCUGGCUGAAGACACUGUAGUGCUGCAAACAAUCCAGAGGAAAAUCCUGAACCAGCUUGGAGCAACUGUCACAGUAGCUCAAGAUGGAGCCGUGGCUGUGAACUUGCUCAGAGAAGCUCUUGAGCAAGCUAAUGUUUCAGAAGAGGAUAUAGUGCCCUUGCCCUACCAUGUCAUCUUCAUGGAUUGCCAGAUGCCCAAUAUGGAUGGCUAUGAAGCGACGAAACUCAUCCGCGGGGAAGAACGACGCCACGGAAUUCACACUCCGAUCUCAUCGCACUGA
Miscanthus lutarioriparius is the source of this 1617-nucleotide messenger RNA. The record is from the annotation of a GenBank genome assembly. NCBI's taxonomy places the organism in Eukaryota, Viridiplantae, Streptophyta, Magnoliopsida, Poales, Poaceae.